This is a messenger RNA of Porites lobata, 33423 nucleotides long. The record is from the annotation of a GenBank genome assembly. Lineage: Eukaryota; Metazoa; Cnidaria; Anthozoa; Scleractinia; Poritidae.
AUGGAGAGAAAUUACCGAGAGCUGCUACAACAAUGCCAGAGGGAUGAAAAUAGCAUCAAGGAGAAACUUGAUGAUAUAACAGGUACCACGGUAUAGAAGAAAACAAACUCGAACUAAAAUUCCUCAAGUAAUAUCAUGGGUGACAAAUGACUCCUUAAUUUUGGGGUUAAUUUAUAAUUUCACAUGUGAAAUUACAAAGUUGCCAUAGCAACGUCCAGUACGUGUUAGUGCCAAAAUGGCGGCAAAGUUUUAAAAUGUCAGGGCAUUAAAUGACGGUUUAAAAAACCUUAACGCACCAAAGAGCACAUCAAGAAGGGUUUUUUCAGGUAUUUUAUUGAAAAAUUCUCAAAACUAUGAACUUAAGAGUGGUUGUCAGAGAAAACCGGGCACAAUGUUAAAAAUGUCAACGGAAGGGGAUCAACAGAAUAAGCUCAUACUAACAUCAUAGAAAGGUCAGGUGGAGUAAUGGACAAAUAUAAUAAACAUAGGUUCUUCACUGCUCUUGUAUCAGAGAUACGAGCAUCACUUUAUUUGACCCCCCCGGAUGCCAUUUUUGUCAGCAAAAUUUACCAUUUUCUGAAGCUCACAAACUUCCCAAAAUUAAACGAGCGAAGUUCAUUUUUUGUAUGCGAUACGACACAACACAGGACUAUCUUCGAAAACCGUAAACUUUGUUAAGUAGCUAGGAGCAAGACUAAAACUGUCUUAUCUUACCUGACCUAACCUCAGUGUCUGCAAGAGAGCCAAAAAUCGGUCAUUUUUGAAUUGAUCUAUAGCGCACAACUUAAAGGAUAAUAAAACUCUGACCGCCAAAUUGCAGUCUACUAUCAUCCAUGUUACCAAAACACUAAUAAUCAUUUUGGCUCGUUGGUACAGGAAGAAAUUAGAAAACUCACAUUUGUCAUAGUUGCCAACCUUUUUCUUGAAAACAGGCCGUUCCCUUCGUGUUUGUUUUAAGUCCUCUUCACGAUUUUUCUUCCCUAUUUCGUUGCUAGGUAUGUUCAGCAGGUAGAGUAAAUAUAGAAAAGCUCGAAAUACUGCCACUGUUACUAUUUUAAACGGCAAAAAGUGCUGACCCAUAGGAUUCACACUAACAUAAUCACAACUUGCGGCUACUACUACUACUACUACUACUACUACUACUACUACUACUACCACCACCACCACCACGUGAUAAAACCCUUCUUGAUGUUCCAUUUCGUGUGUUAAGGUUUUUUAAAAUCGUUUUCAAUCGUUUUGUAGCGAUCUUCAAAAGUCGCUAUUUUUGACCUGUGAAUCGGUCCAAAUUCUGUCCUUGGAUGGCGGAAGUCGUUUUGGCGUGUAACAAAAAAGAAAAGCAAGAAAUCUGAAAAACUAGCUCGGUUUUAUUACAUGUACACCAAAGACUUUUUGUCCACAGAAUAUAAAGGCAAACUUUUUUUCCGACCCGAAAAUCGUCAGAUCGGUCUUAGGGAGACUGCCACUUACCAAUUCUAGCCUUGGAUGAGUAUGGUGUGGAGAAUAGGCCUCUUUAACUGGCAGCUGGUCAUUAAUUGAUUAGUUCGUAAUACAUGAAAUUCAUAUACUCAUCAUUUCAUCUUCAUCUUUCCCUUGUAUAUUACCAACAAAUUUAUUGACCGUAUCUGUUGCCAGUUGGCUUUCUAGCUCAAUUGGUUAGAGUACACACCGAUAUCAGGGUUCGAAUCCCUCAAUCCAGAAUUUUAUUCUUCUCUGCAUUUGUUUAUUUUAUUGCUUUAUUCAAAGGUUAUCCAAGCUCAAAAUAUGCUAACCUUUACGUAAAAUGCUCUUCGCCACUGGAGACGUUUCGCGCGGAAACGUCCUCAGCGGCAAAGAGCGAGGAGAAACGGCUGUUUCCGCCGGCUGUAAAAGUUUCAAACUUUUACGUUACCUCAUUGUACUUCUCAAAAUCCUCGAAGACCCAGGAGCGUGCAGUGCAGGUGAGUGAACGGACAGAAAAAGAAGAGAUUCCCUCGCCACCACCUGCCUCUGAUGAGUCUCCGAAGAUGAUUUCUGAACCCUUUGAUUUCUUCUAUUUUAUGUAGUCUAUGCAUGAAAUACAGUCAAUUACUUUUCUACUUGCAGAGGAUUUCCGGGUUUUCAGACAGACCUUUCAAGAAAUGCAACAUGAUAUGGUGAAACAUAUCAUGAAAGAACAGGGAAGAUUAAUGGACCGCAUUCACGGUAAUGUAUAUGGAGGUGUUAUUUUAUUGAGGCUACAUGAGCUGUUAUGAGUGACAUAUUCGGUUACUUAAUUUCUUAUUUGCUAGAUGCUAGAUGACUCGCAUUCAGUUCAACGGCUCAGUUUUACCCCAGUUAACCUAUGGUGACAUUGUUUCUUUUGGGAGAUCAGCCUGGUUUGAAUUCUGAAAUGGAUCGUUUAUAAGUGUUUCAGAAUAGAGUUCGAAAAGAAUUCUAGGUAAUCAUCGUCUGAAGCAAUCAAUUCCCUGAAAUGGAUCCCCCUAGAUGGGCGACACUUUGCUUUCUGAUGCUCUGCGGUACAAAAAUUCUUUUAAAGGGGACAUACCAGAGCACCUUGAGACUUGCAUGGACAUAACACAAGAAAUAGAUACCACCAUACGAACCCGAGAACUGAUUGUGGUAAAACAACAAGUUAUUAUAGGUGCAUUAGUGACUGGACAAGUCCUCCCAAUCUUUUUUUAAAGGAAACUUUUAAUUGGGACAUAAAGAAAGCUUUUUUUUAUUUCCAAGUAUUGUACUUUAGCUUGUAAUAUUUCAUUUUAGCCUUUAUAGUUGCUUAACCUUUUUAACCAUUUAGCUUUUUAGGCGUUAGCCUUCUAUAUUUGGGAAAUAGUUAAAUUUUUAAGUUUGAUUGUAAUUGGUGUUAGUGAUUUCAACACUAUUUAAUCGUAGUGAGGUCCUCCCUGGAAACCACGUAACGUGACGGGAGUUUCCUCAUAAAAUUAUUAUCAUUAUUUAUUAUUGUUUUUGUUGUUAUUGUUAUUAUUAUGUCAUUGUUGAUCAAUCCGAUCCUGGAGAGUUCAGUUCAGACUAAUCCUUGUAAAAGUUGUUACCGUGGAACCUCUACUAACCUCUACGGCUCCAUCUUGUACGCGGUGUCCUGAGAUUCCCCUAAACCAUUCAGUAAAGAGUAUGAUCAGCCGCACAUACCCGUUUAGGCCAAUAAGGGACUGGAAUGAUCAGGACAAUGGUUCAUACUAACUCCUUGGGAUUCACCAUCGAUAAUAGUCUCCCACGCAGACUUUCUUAGGUCUUUGUCACGCGUUUCUUCUCUACGGACGUCUGCUGAAACGAGCAGUUAAAUUCCUUUCCCUUUGUUCGCAACUAUCAGCUGGAGAUCACGUGCAAAUUACUGGAGAACCAAUCGGCACUGAGUGAUUGUUUGAUGAAAGGCCAAUCAUAAGUUGAAAAUUAAGUGUUGACAGGCGAAACGCGAGUCAUUAGUGUGAUACGUGACCUUAAUAGAGUCUAGGUAAGUGGAGACUGUAUAUUUCUCUGAUAUUUCUCUUCGUGAAGGUUGGUUUUGAAUUAGAUGCAAUUUUCUCAUUAGGGUGUUCUUAAGGAUAGGCAACGGCAGGGUUUUAAUCGUAACAAAAAUCCUUUUGCAGUAAAGCCGACUUCCCUUCCGCAAAUUUAACCUCAGAUGAAUUUUUUUAUGAGGUUUUAUUCUUUUGAGAUUUUGGAGGUAGUCUCUUGCACGGAGGUACGUUACUCUCAUCAAAUAAAACUAAGGAGUUUGUUCCAAUAAAUCUAAGCGCUUUUCCUUUAACGACCUUUUCUGACUUUGCUAACCCUUUCUGGACAUAGGCGGCCCAAGCUCACUAUAGGAACGCGGACGUGACUCUUGCUUGCAUGCGGUGUUGUGUGACAAACGGUUAUUUACAAAGGCUUGUAUGGGAUGUAAACAGUUUUUCUUAAAAGAGAGAAAAAAUGUUAUGUUUUUAAAUAAAAUCGACUUACCUUAUUGCCUUGUUGUAUUCUUUGUUGUUUGCCCGCGUCUUAGGCCGUUUUGAAGCGUUUUCGGCGAGUUAGCGCUAUUUUGGUGUUCCACUGCUAAGAGAAAGGAGAAAGACAAGGCAGAACAGUGAUUUCCGGAGUGUCCGUCGCUCGAGGCGAAUAAUUCCGCUGGAAAAUUACCCCCGGCCUCAAUUCCUCUAGGCAUUCAAGGCAGAGAUUUUGCAGUUUCAUGUUCAUUUACUCGAUUUGCAAUUCCUCCCACAGAUCAUUCACUAGCGAUGCUUUUAUCUCUUGCUCGAUCGGCUUCCGAAUUUCGAAGUGGGCUCUUCCAAACUGCCGUGGACCCAUUCACGGAUCGCAUAGUAUGUCGGGUAACUAAAAUAAGCCCGGCGAGGGUAGCCAGCGGCCUGCAGUCGACAAACAAACAAACCCCUUACAGGGGCACCCAACGUCAAUUUUCGGAUAAUAUCUGUUGGGAAGACGAUUGGAGAACAUUUAUUGUAAAAUUCCUUGCUUGCCUACCUCUCCUAAGAUUUUCGAACAUCUAAGAAAUGGUAUAAUUGCCCAUUUUUAAGGGAUUUUUACCUAAAAAGGAAACCUAGAAUUUUCGGGAGCCUUUUUUCUGGCUGAAAUUUUCGGAAAGGUAAGUUUUUAUGCCUAUAAUUUUCGGAUCACUAGACAUUCAGCUAGGGAAUCCGAACAGAUGAAAAAUUUUUGGGGGAUAAUAAUAUGCCUAUAUCUACCGUUUAAAUUCUAAAAUACGUUCAACAAUGCUAUGUUUAAGUGGUUUUGAACUAUAUUUUCGUUGGGUCCCCCGGCCGUUAGCCCUGCUGGCUACCCUCGCAGGGCUUAUUUUAGUUACCCGACAUACUAUGCGAUCGGUGAAUGGGUCCACGGCAUGUUUGGAAGAGCCUAGUUCGAAAUUCGGAAGCCGAUCGAGCAAGAGAUAAAAGCAUCGCUAUUGAACGAUCUGUGGGAGGAAUUGCAAAUCGAGCGAAUGAACAUGAAAAUGCAAACUCUCGGCUUUGAAUUCCUGGAGGAAUUGAGGCCGGGGGUAAAUUUCCAGCAAAAUUAUUCGCCUCGAGCGACGGACACUCCGGAAAUCACUGUUCUGCCUUGUCUUAUCUUAGCAGUGGAACACCAAAAUAGCGUUAACUCGCAGAAAACCAGGGGUACCCAAAGAGAAUAUAAUUCAAAACCAGUUGAACACAGCAUUGUUAAACGUAUUCUAGUAUUUAUACAGUAGAUAUAGGCAUAUUUUUAUAUCCUAAAUUUUUUUCAUCUGGUCGGAUUUCCUAGCCGAAAGUCUAGUGAUCCGAAAAUUAUAGGGAUCAAAACGUACCUUUUCGAAAAUUUCAGCCAGAACAAAGACUCCCGAAAAUUCUAGGUUUCCUUUUUAGGGUGAAAAUCCGUCAAAAAUGGGCAAUUAUUCCAGUUUUUAGAUGUUCGAAAAUCCUAGGAGAGGCAGGCAAGGAAGAAAUUUUACAACAGAUGUUCCGAAAAUUCUAGAUCUCAAAUCGUCUUCCGAACAGAUAUUUUCCGAAAAUUGACGUUGGGUGCCCCUGGAAAACGCUUCAAAACGGCCUAAGACGCGGGCAAACAACAAAGAAUACAACAAGGCAAUAAGGUAAGUCGAUUUUAUUUAAAAACAUAACAUUUUUUCUCUCUUUUAAGAAAAACCGUGUACAUUCCAUACAAGCCUUUGUAAGUAACCUCUUGUAACACAACACCACUCGCAAGCAAAAGUCACAUCCGCGUUCCUGUUGUGUGCUUGGGCUACCUGUGUUCUGGAGUCUCGCGUCUCGCGCUAAAUUUUUCUAAGUCCAAAGUGCACUUCCCAGAUCUUGAAGUGUGCUGUGAUUGGUCUGCGUUUUUUAUUGCUCGUCUCAGCAGACUUCGUUGGGGAGGAUUGCGUGACGAGCAAAAAGAAAGUCUGCGUAGGAGGCUACAUCGACAACAGACUCUCUAGGUCGGGAUACCCAGAAAAGUAUCCCCAGUUACGGGUCCCUUAUCAGUAGGGGGUAGUCUAAAACCAAUUUGCGGCACAUGCAUGCCUGCAUAAGGGCCCCUCAGAGUAAAUAAUCCAGAGCACAUAAGGCUCGUGGAUGUCAGCUAAAGAACGUAAGACACUCCUCUGUGUGUCAUUGCUUGGUUUUGUUAUUUACUUGUGUUGAUGUUGAUCAUCAGAGUGGGAUGUUUCGAAAACAGUGACUCAAAAAGACAGGGAUGAUGGUGAGUUUAGGAAGAUUUCUGAUACCUUGGAGUAAAUGGAUUGACAAUGAGAGAAAAAUUGUUAACAUACAAUUUUUGGUUAAAGUCUCGAAGACAACUGUGAUUUUGUCUGCUAGUGCGGAUAGUGUUGAGGCCUCAAUUGUAAUAAAUGACCCUAAAUGUAAUAAAGGUCCUAAGUGUAAUAACUUUUGGCCCUAAAUGUAAUAAAGGGUCUAAUUAUAUAUGUAACAGGUUUUAGCCUUAAAUUUAAUGGAAGUCUUAACGGUAUACAUGUAUGUAGUAUAACAGCCCCAAGCUUGAUAAAGUCCCUGACUGAAACAUGCGACGAUAUUAAUGUUAUAGCCAGCUGGCGAUUCACUUUCUUCGCCCUAUUGUAGCCUUCAUAGAUAUUCAUUAACUUAGAAAGCGGCUAGAGCGCUCAAGAAGUAGGAGAAACACUUAACUACGUCUCGAUCGUGUCGUGAAACGCGAAUUAUAAACAAAUGGAAUCUACACAAAAGUUUUCAAAAUACAGUUGUAAUUUAGUAAUUGAAGGAAGUACUAAUGCUCAUUAGAAACAAUCGUGGUAAAUUGACUACUUUUGCCUCUGGGGUUUCUUAAUGUUGCGCCAAAAAAAGAAAUGUGUUUUUUUUUUUUUUACCAUUUUCCAAAAGAGUAUGUCGGUCGGUCCAUACAGAAAGCUGUGAACACCAAGUUACAUAUAAACAGCAAGAUGUUAAGGGCAGUAUAUCUUUAUAGUUUUUCUGACUUCCCGACUUUGAUUUUAAUUUCUACCAGGAGUACUUCUUGAAGUGAAUUUUUAUGCUAACAUUUGUUCUAGGAUCUCACCACAUGAAUGAAAUGACAUUUUCAAAUAACAGCUGGCUUUCCUGUUUUUCUAGCAAGUAUAUAAGGGACUCUACUUUGAAGACCCAAAAUCUUUUUUAGAGCUAAGAAGAAGAAGAAGAAGAAGAAGAAGAGGAAGAAGAACAAAAUGUGAAUUGUGAUUGUGAUGAUAAUGGUGGUCCAACCAGUCAACUUCCAAAUGAAAUACUCGACAAAAUAAUAGACUUCGCGUUAACUGGAACUGACAUAAGUAUUAUUAUCACCUAUAAUUCCCUUUGCCAGCUUGGUGAACCCUUUAAAGAACUCACAAUGCGUUAUAUUUGUCGGCUACCACCAAUAAGCUACAACAAUCGCGACACUGCGCGAAGUGGCUGUUUCAGCUUGCGCACUAGUGCAACGAAUUUGGCCCAUACAGAGAUAAUACAGAGAGAUAAUAGCCAGCCCCAGAUGGAUAAAGGCGUGGGGGUUGAGCUGUUGUUUUCUGGGGUUGGAACCUGGUUUUAUGUUACCAAUGUAUGGUGGAAAGGACGAGGGAGCAAUUAAAGUACACUUACUUGCACCUAUUUGUUAACAGACAAGGUAAACACAGUUUAGCGGAUGUUGUGUUAUUGACUCAGAUUAGAAAUCAUGGUGGCACUACAGGCUGCAAUUUUGACAUCUUUGGCCUUUGCCUAUGAAACAGAUUUUUUUAGUCCAAUCCAAUGGAUGAAGUUACACUUUCUUAAGAAAAUUUGCUAUAAUAAACGGGGCUCUUUUGUUUUGUUACAGUUUUAAGAUACGUCAGUCCUUUUUUGACAAUAAAGAGUUCUUAGAAAAAUUUGCUUCAUAUCAUGGACCUCUGUUUUCAAGUUGCCGUUAAAGUAGUAUUAUUGAUAACAAUGCUAACUAUUAAACCUAUUUACAAUUAAUCACUAUUCGGUCAAAGGACUAUUUACAUUUCACUGCGAUUAAACACUCUUUUCAGUUAAUAAUGACAAUAAAAAUAACAGUGAUAAUGAUAUCAAUAACUGAAUAAUAAGUUGUUACUCAAAAAAGUGUUUGAUAUUCUCUAGAUACAUUCUGGCACUCAGUUAACCUGUAAUAAGGCUAAAAGCAAAUGCUGUGAAAUCGUCUUAUGACCCUAAGCAUAUAAAAAGCUGAAAGAAUUACACUUAGGACCUUUAUUACAUUUAGGGUCAAAAGUUGUUACACUUAGGACCUUUAUUUCAUUUAGGGUCAUUUAUUACAUUGGAGGCCUCAACAAUAGGCCCAUAAUGUAUUUGAGUGACUGCUGUAACGAAACGAAAGAGCGUACGGUAAAAAAAAAUCAGACAACAAAAUUCUUGUUAAGUGGAGCCUUAAAAGCACCGACUUUUUGUUCUCACAUACUUUAUAUAAAGGCAAAGCCGCAGAUAAUAUUUUCUGCAGGCAUAUCAGGAUAGUAGCUGCUACGACAGGGCCUAGCUAUCUGAUUCACGUAAGCAUUAAAGUGGGUAAUUUAGUGUCUGGUUUAAGCGAAAAACUAACAACGUUUUAUAACUUAAUUGUCAGUCUCCAUCCACUUGCGUAAUACCUCACCACACUCGAAUUAAAAGCAUACGCAAUCCACCACAAGAAAUGUGGCUGUGGUGUGGAAUCAGAUUUAGGGCAAUUUGUAAAGGGUUUUAUGUAGGCUUAUACAUGUAUACGUGUGCUGAGAAGUAAAGAUCGAACGUUUAAUUUUGAAACAGACAAAAGGGAAGUAUAUAAACAGUAACAUAUUAACCUUUAAAUACGUUUUCGUUUAUAUAAGUCAUAUAUGUUUGAAGUGCAUCAACAUCUGAUGUGACAAAAAUACUGGUUAGAUUACCAUUUGAUAUCAUGAAAAAUAUUGUUCCGCAUUGUAAUUGCCGUACACGUAGUUCUUCUUCUUUUUUGUCUAUUGGAAGUUGUACUUGGCAGUUCUGUUCUAGCACUUACAUCAAGACUGACCAAGACCAUUGAGACAAUUGGAGAGAGCUUUUCUGUGUCUUUUCUUUUCCAACUAAUCCAUUAGAGACAAACCAUCUAAAAAAAUGUUUAAAAAAGCACUUUUGCGCUGGUACCUGGCUCAAUACUAAUGAAUCAAUAUCCCUUCUAUAACUUUCUGAGCUAUUUUGUCAUUUUUUUCCUUUCCUUUUUUAUUAAUAAUCUUAAGUCCUUUGUUAUACAUAACUUUAAGGGGCACAAUAUUAGUUUAUCUAGAUGUGCCCCUCUCCUCUCCUUCCAAUAUACAAUGUAAUUCAAUUUAAGUGUUGUAAUUUCUAUUUUACGCGUUUAUUUCCUUUGUAAAUCUUUAUCUCUUACUUAUUAUUUUUCUCAGCUAUAUUUACAUAACUAUGUAUCAGCUAGGAAUUGGAGGAAUAAAAAAUGAAAAUGAAAAUGAAUGAAAUGAAAUGAUGUAGUAACGUGCCAAAACUCAGUAACGAUGUGUCUCUUUAUUUUUUGUUUAUCAGUUGGUUUAACAAUAGCUGAGCAUAUUGACAACAUUCGCCAACUCUACAAAGUUUGUGAACGCUGGGUAUCCCCUUUUCCAUGGUCUGAGGAUUUUUAUCUUCCAGUUGAGCAAAUUUUCGCACGACUCACGAUGUUCAAAAGAGAGAAAAACGCUGAGGGGACGGUAAUACAUGAAGUUAAUGAAAUGGAUGAAAUCUUCAAACCGUACGAAGAAAAAAGCACAGGGGCCAAAAGAGUGUUAAUUGAAGGAAAUCCUGGCACAGGAAAGACGAUGUACUGCGGUAAGAUUGCUUACGAUUGGGCCACGCGGGAUAGCACUUCAGGAGACUGGCUUUCGAAAUUUCAAGUGGUUCUCUUGCUGAAAUGCCGUCACAUAGUUGGUCGAGAGUUUGACCUUUGGCAGGCCAUUGAUGAUCAGCUUUUACCUCGAGAAAUUCAUAAGGAAGAGAGAGAGGAACUCUUCAAGUUUGUUCGUGACAAUCAGUCAAAGGUUCUACUGGUACUUGAUGGGUUUGACGAGUUACCUCAGAGUCAACUGCCGACGUUUUUUGAAAUAAUUCAAGGUCGAAUCCUUCCCGGGUGUAAUUUGUUGGUUACAGCACGACAUCAGGGUGGUAUACCAAUAAGAAAAUACUUUGAUUUUCUGCUCGAGAUUCAAGAGUUCACUCCACAAAAUGCACAAGAGUUUGUGCAUAAAUUCUUUAAAGGAAAGGAUGAUCUAGCAGAAAAGCUUUUGCUCAAGGUCAAGGAAGACAAAAACCUGCAAGAAAUUAUGUUCAACCCGUUAAACAGUGCCCUACUUUGCCUCAUUUGUGAAGAAUUUGAAGGAAAUUUUCCAAAAAACAGCACUCGACUGUAUCUGGAGAUAGUUCAUUGUAUUCUAAAGAUUUUCAAUAAAAAGAAUGGUCUACCAGUAAAUGAGGAUCUACUUGCAGUCUACAAAGAUCAGUUGAAACAACUUGGCUCAGUAGCGUUAAACGGUCUCUUACGACGUGAAAAGUACUUUGACGAGAGACGGUUGGGAAAUUCCUUGGAAUUACUUGGAUUCGGAUUUCUAUCAGCUCACCCUGGAGACAGCAAAUUAAGACCAUGUCUGUAUUACAGCUUUUUGCACACGAUUUUCCAACAACUGUUUGCUGCAUUUUUCCUUAGCUGCCAUGUUGUUGAAGAAAAAAUCAGUGUUGAAAAAAUAGCCAAUAACGAAAUAUAUCUCGAUAAGCUGAAACAAGUGCUUUUGUUCACAUGUGGGAUCUUGGCAAUUCAAGAGAAAGAAAAAGCAGUGACCCUUAUCAAGUUUUUAAUGGAAAAAGGCAAGAAAGGGGAUGCUGUUGCCGGUUUCGUUGUAAUGGAAUGCUUUGAAGAAUGUAGGAAAGAAAAUGGUGAUCUUGACGAGGAAUUAGCCGUGAUGGAGUUGAAUUUUAAGGGCCAAGUCACCGGUCUCGGUAAGACUCGCGAAUAUUUUUACAUUCUACCGUCAUUUAGACUGCGAGUUUCUCGACGCCUGCCACGCAGGCUAGAACAAAAUGGCUCUGCGCACAACUAGGGGAGACGAGACAGAAGAGGCUCGAGCCUAGACUUUCUCAAAGUCCUUCGCUUCUCAUUUCCGGUUCCGGUAGUUGGCCCCAGCGCGAAGGACGAGCUUUCGCUCUCUCGCUCGCUUUUGCCGCAGAAAACAUAAAAAAUCUUCCGCUCGCGCUUCGCGCUCGUGAAAAAAGUUCAGCUAGGACUUUUAGGCAAGUCUAGGUUGAGCCUGACGUACUCGCUUCUCGGGUCUUGUCACUCGCUUGUUGUGUGUGCCCUUCCAAGAGACUGCUUGAAUCUCACUUUUGACUUUCAUGAAAGACAACUUAAAAUUCUUAAAAGUUCUAAACUCUUAACAGCGCACGUCUUGCACCUGCCGGGCCUGACAUUUUUUUUACAUACAAACCCGUAUAAUUCUAUUUUGUAGACAUAUUUUAAACACAUAAAAAAUCUUAACCUUUUGCGUCAGUCACCUCAAAAUUUGCUUUCUAGCUAAUUUCCCCAUGCUCAUUCCAACUCUGGUCUUGUGAAAAAAAUUGCAUUAAUAAGGUCACUUGACCACGAGAUGCAAACAGCCUAUCACUCCGUCGUCGGUAACAAAAUUGCUAAAAUUUGUAUCGAUUUGUGGAAUAUGACAACCUGUUUUUUUUUUUUUGUUUAGUUAAAAUCGCAGCGGACGUCAGUCAUGGAGAAUUUGACGUCCUCGACGAGGAAUUUUCCACAAUGUUGGUGAAGAAAGGUAAGGAUAACCUUUCACUUUAUACCUCUUAUUAGAAUCGCACUAUAAGGACUAUAGUUCAGCUGCCAUUAAACUAUUUCAGAAACCCUAAAAAUAUUGAUGUUGAAGGCUUUCGGAUUGAGCGGUCUGAGAACAACACAUGGCUUGAACGUGACUGUCCAACCAGUUUCAGUUUUGAUAAAACUACUUCUAAAAGUUCAACUUAAGAGGGCCAGGCUGGUCAGCAAGAUUCAAAAAUAAAUGUUAAUAGAAAGUGCCCUAUUUCCGUAAAUUAAAGGGCAUUUUGUUUUGCAAUUUUAUGAUAGACACCAAGACUUCAACUUUGGGAACAGCACCUACAAACCAAUCAAAAUUUAUUUAACGCAAAAACAUUGUUACUGAACAGGUUGCCUAGAUUCAUCUCUUGAAGCAAAAAAUUGACGAAACUGGUCCUAUGCCUUCAAACUGUCUGAUUCAAUUUUCAUUGAAUAGAGAUUUGGACAGCGCUAUUAUAGCAUCGUUUGCGCUUUGUAAUAGGUAAGCUUGUCUGAGUUUUUAAGCUGUUCUGAGUUUCUUCGUCAACUGAGUUUCUCCCAGUUUUUGAAACAUACAAUGUAUUGGUAAGAUUGGACUUUUCGUCGUAAAUUUUAGGGUAAUAAUGCUCUUAAUUUUUGAAUAAGCGGAGCGCGUUACUCACCCGAUUGACCAGAGAAGAGAGAGACGAACUCUUCAAGUUUGUUUGCGACAAUCAAUCAACGGUUCUACUGGUACAUGAUGGGUUUGCCGAGUUACCUCAAAGGCAACUGCCGACGUUUUCUGCCCUAGUUUCAAGAAUUAACUCCACAAAAUGCACAAGAGUUUCAGGCCCGUUAGGAUGGGGGUACGACGGGUGCGCGCGCACCCCCCUUCCCCCACAGGCGCCGGAGGUCCACUUUUUUCUUGAUCAACGAUUUAAAACAAAAUGAAGUCGGAGUAUUGUACUAUUCUAAUUUAGGCUGAUUGGGGCAGGGAGUAAUACUAAAACGAAUCGAAUCGAAGUUACUUUUUUAUUUAACGUUUUACUGAAAAACUGAUUAUUUUACAUUGUAUCGUAAAUUUUCAGCAAUGAAAUUGAACCUGCUGUUCUUUUUUUCUUUCGUUCUUGCAUCAGCUGCUUUAGCUCAACAUGGAGCUAAACUUCCGUUAUCGAGCAAGGUCGAAGGUUCGGACAAUAGUUGUUGUAUUGUGCGUUUUCUGGAAAGUAUAUAAGUUUCACCACACCAUGUUAGUUUUAAAAUUAAUGCAUUUCCAACAUUUCAGAGGGUCCCAAUUGCAAACAUGGUUCGCAAAUCAGUCUCAGACAACCAAAGCUCCGCCCCCAACUCUUGCCCCUCCGGCCUCAUUUGGUCCUCCUCCUCGUUGGAUCGCACCUCCCCGUAAAACAACCUGGCUACUUUAAAGGAAAGGAAUAUCUAGUAGAAAAGCUUUUGCUCGAGCUCAAAAAAAACGAAAACCUGCAAAGAACCUAUCACUCCGUCGUUGGUAACAAAAUUACUAAAAUUUGUCUCGAUUUCUAGAAUACGCAACCUGUUUUUUGCUUUUUUUUUAGUUGAAACAGCAGCGGACCUUAGUCAGGGAGAAUUUGACGUCCCCGAGGAGGAAUUUUCCAAAACGAUGAUAAGAAAAGGUAAGGAUAACCUGUCACCUUAUACCUCUAAUUAGAAUCGCUCUACAAGGACAAUAGCUCAUAAAUAAUAAUAUAAUGAUAUUGGUGUUGAAAACGUUCGGAUUGAGCGGUCUGAGAACGAAACAUGGCGUGAACGUGACUAACCAACCAAUUUUAGUUUUGAUAAAACUAUUUUAGAAAGCUCAACUUCAGAGAGCCAGGCUGGUCAGUAAGAUUCAAAAAUAAAUGUCAAUAGCAAGUGCCCUAUUUCCGUAAAUGAAAGGGCAUUUUGUUUCGAAAUUUUAUGGCAGACACCAAGACUUCAACUUUGGGAACAGCUCACACAAACCAAUCAAAAUUAACGCAAAAACAUUGUAAGUAAACGGGUUGCCGAGAUACCUUCCUUGAAGCAAAAAAUUGACGAAACUGCGGUCCAAUGCCUGAUUUUUUAUUGAAUAGAGUUUUGGACAGCGCUAUUAUAGCAUCUUUUGCGCUUUGUAAUAGGUAAGCUGUCUGGGUUUUUAAGCUGUUCUGAGUUUCUUAGUCAACUGAGUUUCUCGCAGUUUUUGAAACAUACAAUUUAUUGGAAGAUUGGACUUUUUGUCGUAAAUUGUAUGCUAGCGAUGCUCUUAAUUUUUAAAUUAGCGGAGCACGUUGCUCGCCCGAUUGACCAGAUUGACUCAACCGCUGUUUUGGUCAUGUGCCCGCGCUGUAUGCCGAAGAGAUGUUCCCUUUUCGGGGAGAAACAAGACCGGACCCAUGCAAAUAUGGUUCGUAGAGGAUGAGAACUGAUUAGCUGAGAAAAGUUUAAAAAAACUCAUAGACUACAAGAGAUGCAACACUCUCAUCCUCACCCCCUUCUAUUUUUUCACCAGAAUGUCAUCAGUUCCAUCUAGAAGGUAGCCCUAUGCAAGAAGAGCAAGAUAAGACAGUAAUCUACGAGUAAGUAUUUAAGCCGGAUCAUUUACGUUGACUGAUUACCCUAGCCUGUUAUGCGCUGGUCUACCUUAUUAUCGUCUACUCUCCUCCACCUUACACUAGUGCACUCUCCCCUUCUUGUCUCCGCUUGGCAAAAUUCUGUCCGUAAGUAUGCUUGCGUUUAAAGUGACAGCAAAAGUCCACGUCAAAACUUUAUAGUACACCUGACAUACAGGUUCUUUGGCACUUAUAGAUAAAUUCAUUCCCUUCUCGAUUUGUUGACUAAUUGCAGAGGAACAUUGAGAAGCGAGCAAUCCCGCGAUUUGUACCCGACGGCAGGGGCUCUUUCUUUGACGUUUCCUUUUAAUUCCGUGUCGGUGCCUACGUCAAUAGUGGUCUACAAAUGGAAACAUACAGCUCGUUCGCCCCCUCUUCAUGACCAUGAGGCCGUUGUUAGCAACGUGAUUGAAAUCGCCGCAAACGAAGGCCAAGGAUUUAAAUUCAAUGUUGCAGUACAACUGUUCCUCUGUCACAGUGCGCCGGAUCUAGCUGGCUAUGAGGUGGUUAUUAAAAAGCACACUGACACUGAGAACAAUAUUUGGGAGGAGGUCGCUGGAACAGAGGACUUACAGGAUCAUUCAGGUGCCUUGGAUAUUUUGAAAACUAUAUAUUAACUCAUAGUCAAAAACGUUGCGUCUCAACCAUCUUUAUUAACAAAAAGACUCUCUCUAAAUGAAACCUGAAAUUUUCAGUUUAUAACUCAUAAGGGGUUGAAACGUUUAUCUCUCGUACGUUUGCUUUGUCCGAUGCUCGUGAUUAUCCAUUUUCGCAAGUACCAUAUUUAGAACGAGAAAAAAAGAGAACGACGUGACGUAAUUUUACUCGGUCACGUUCCCGUUAAGCAACAACAGCGGUGAUGGCAGUACGAAAACGUGACUUAUAUAAAAAGUGGAUUCGCGCUGCUUACAACUUCAUUGCGCUUGUUCCAUCUCGUUCAGUUUGUCAAAUGUUAGCAAUUUUUUUCUGUAUAGAAAAGGUGAGUCUUUGUCUUGUGUUUUCGCCCUCCACAAAACGUGAAAUUAUUCACUUUCACAUCAAAGUCAUGCAGUGGCGGCAAAGAGAUGUACGCAAAAUCAAGACGCGGGUGCAAAUUUGUCGUUAAACGGUUUUUUUAAACUGCCCACAGCUACUUUUCAACCCCUUAUGAGUUUCUGUUAUUACUAAUUUAUGUUCUAUACCCGUCUGAUUAAAUGUCCAAUUUUAGUUUAGACAACCAGCUUGCCGAGAGUGUCGUAAAGAGGACAUGCGCCUGUGGGGUUUAAUUCAUCCACUUUGUUGAUUACAGAUAUCAGUGAGUACCCUUCUCUCAUGGAAGUUGAGGACUGGUACCUUCCUGUUGCACAAGCUGACAUAACUGAGUGUUCGACAUACGCAGUGGUCUGUCGUCUCAAGUCGUCUCCCUCUUACACCAUCACAUCUUAUGGUGGUUCCUUCAAUCAUCCUUGUUAUCCAGGUGUAACUGUAACAAUCCCUAAGAACGCUGUAGCACGUAAAACAAGGGUCUCUUUAGAGUUAAAGGUAGGCGUGGUUAAUAGACUUUAUUUACGAUACCCGCCAUCUUUGCACGCGCUUUGGGAUUGAUGGGAUAGAAGCAAUGUCAUGUUGUAUCUCAGGGCGCAAACAAGUGAUAAAAUUUGCCACUACGAGAAAUCGCGGUCGAGUUUGUUUAUCCCCUGAAAACGAUAAGGCAAUUUUUAAAUUUGCAAAAUGUACAGUUCAAGUUUCGACAAGUUCCCACGUCAUUAUAUCUUGCUGUAAGGACAUCUACGGUAGCUAGUGCAUUGAAAAAAAUAACAACGAUCAAAUCCAGCCAUAACUUGCCCUUAUUGUCUUUAAGAUAAAACGUUAUUCAGUCUAAAAUAAACAAACCCAACCGCAAUUUCUUGUAUUGGAAGAUUUUAUCACUUUUUCGCACCCUGAGAAACCACGUGACGUUGCUUUUUACCCAUCAGUCCUAAUGCACGUGCAAAAAUGGCGGAUGUCGUGAAUAAGGUCUGUUUGAGAACACUAAUACUAAACUUGAACAGGAUGGCAAAGACAAGUAUUCGGAAAGUCAGAAUGAUGCCAGACGAUCUUUUCAAUGGUUCCCUUGUUUGAGAAUACUAGAAGGAUAUGCACUGGGUUUUAUUUCAAAUCAUCACUGCACUGGCAAAUAAAACAAGUUGUUCAACGGAACUUUGUAAAAUUCCGACUUGAAGAUUACUGCUUGCACCUGCGCGUUACAUACCUUUUCUUAGCUAAAUUGCAAAUCAAAGAUAUGCGAUUCAUACUGUUUUUAACCAGAUAUGAUAAGAUGUUAUUAUAGGAUCAGUAAUACUCCGGAACAGUUUUCUGUAAAAGGUGAGAGAUCGAAUGAAACACUAGGCAAGAUGGUGUUGAUUUAGGGUUGAGGUAAAGGUUUUUCAAAGUUGCAAAUUAAAAAUAGCCAGUGUCCAGGUCAGUGCGCGCGGUCCUAAAGGCGACUGUGUCCCUUUAAUCUCAUGCGCUCAAAUAAAAAAAAGCCCAAUAAUGUUGGAAAUGCUUUUCUUCUAUCUAUUUCUUAUACAUUCUUAAAGGUACACGAAGUUCCAAGAGGAGAAUUUGAAGGACAAGAUUUAUGGUUUGGACCUGUACUACGGAUCAACUGCUCCCACGUCGUUAGUUUCGCAAAGCUUGUCACUGUUCAGUUGCCAGUUUCUCUUCGAGGUGAACAGAAAGAAAUUGGGAAUACCUCGAAGUGCCGUGUCAGGGUAUUGUUUCUGAGGUCUAGAGGCGAACACAAAGAAUGGACUGAAAUCACCGGCGAUCUUCUAGAUCCUGCAAGUUUUGAUGGGAAGUUUGUUCGGUUCCAGGUUGACCACUUCUCUGGGUAUGGAUAUAGUAGUUCUUGUAAGCCAGGGAAAGGGACAGGGGUCUACAUCUCCCUCCUGUCAGCCAGUUUUCUGUUUUUUCUUUUCUCUCUAAACUGUUAAAAACUUAGGUCAUCUUUGACAAUUAAAAAAAAAACAACAACAACAACAACAAACUAAAGCUAAUCACAGGUACCUUAUUUCCUCGAAUAAUAGCCGGGAGCGAUUAUUAUUUUUUUCGUACAAAAAGGGAGUGAUAAUUCGAGGGAACGCGAUUAUUUUAAACAUUGCUCACUGGAAGUCAUGCCCUUUUUAUUGUUUCAUUUUCCCAUUAAAUAAAAAAAUGACCAAAUAAAAUAAACUGAAUAUGGGCUUUUUUAGUGUUCCAAAUUUGGUUCCUUGAUUAAUUUUGAAUGUCAAUAUCCUCGGCGUCAGAGCCUGAAUCGUCACUGAUGAGUUUUGCCGCAUCAGACUCCACUUCAACUUGACAGGAAAGGGAUAAAAGAAAGAGAAGAUGGCGAGAAGGGUGAGAGGGACGAUUACUCAAGGGAGGCGAUUAAUCGAGAGGGGGCUAUUAUUCGAGGGAAUACGGUUAUUAAAAGGCGACCGUUGCAGAAAUGGAACGAACUAGACUUAACUAACUAGAAAUUAACAUUCUAGUUGGGUCCAGUUGCUCUGCUCCCAUGAUUCAUAGCUGGAUUGCUUUACCGUCUUCCCUGUUAUUAUAAGAAUAUGUUGAGUAAAAAUAUAUAUUUUUGGUUUGAAAGAAGGGUUUACUUCCCCCAACGAUGAUUGAUUGAUUAUGGAGCCAUGCAUCACGUGGCAUGCAAUGACAUUCAACCCCUUCGGAAAAUUAAUGGCAAUAACGUUAACUAAUAUUUAUUUAGAGUAGUUUUAUUAAAGCCCUGACAUUGCAUUUUAAACGUAUAAAAAAUUCAUUAGGACUCAUUCACUCGUUCACUGCAGGACCCUGCAGCUGGUUUUUAAAAAAAUGCAAUGUUUCUCAAUAAUCGCUUCUCUUAAUGAAAUUCCAAACAUGCCGCUGCGUUCUUGUGUUGGGGUGCCGCCGAAGUUAUAACUGAAUGUGGUGUGGCUAAUUAGCCUGUCAUUUACUAGAUAUGGCGUUUAUUAGGGAAAGUUUUAUUGGUAAAAUUUUAUCGUAAUUUUAUAGCUGAGGAAUUUACAUUAAAACAAGGUCUUAGUAGCGUUGAGUCUCGUAUGCUUGAGUUGUAGAUAAGUUUUGUUGUCAGCCGGGGCCGUUAUGCCACUUUUUCGUUUGGAAUACAAAACGAGUGCUAUAUUUCAUGAUGUAAAUACUCACAACGUGAAAAUUGCAAGGAGAGACAGGCCGCACAUCUUAGCUUCACACCGGUGUGAAGCCUUUGAAAACCUUCUGCAUAUUGAUAUUGCUUCAGUGAGGGGGAGAACUCUUUCAGGGAUUUUACACUCAAAAAAUUAAACUAUAAUUUUUUUUCAGUAGUAAUAUCUAUAGCCUCUAUGUAGCGGACAAGAUACGGCUCGGUACACAGUUUUUGUUCAACAGGGGAAAAAUGUAUAACAGUGUAUAAGUUUAGCAGAACCUUAUACAACAGACAGUUGAAGUUCGCGCGUAUUCCUGUUGAAAUUUGUUGUUCGUUUUAUAAGAGAUCAAAAUGCCUGAAAAUAAUUACAUUUUCCAUGGCUGCCUGGUAUCUGCUUCUAAUGCAAACUGUAUACAGCAUGCAUUUUAUCACAGUAUCACUGGGAUAAAGCGUUUCAUUUUUCAGGAAAAUUUCACUUUUUCGUCAAAACAAUAACUGACUCAGUCGGACUCGGAGUAGUUUACUUAAAUUUAGUGCUCAGUACAGCGAGAGGGGUUAUGUUCUGUGAAAUUUAUCUACAGUCUGGGGCCCACAUUACCAAGAUCCACGAUAUAUUUAUUGCCAACGAGCAAGCCGAGCGAAGACGGUCGGCUUGCGAGGCUGCCAGCUUAAUGCCACGUGAAGUAUUGCAGCAGGCAGGAAAAUUCUCGAUCGUGCUGUGAAAAGUGUGAUGGAAGGCGUAGAUUCCCUAAGGAUUUUAGUGGCGUUAGAUUUCACAUGUAGUUUCACGUGACUUUUGAUGACCUUUGUUGUAAACAAACGAACCUCCAAAGUUCGGACAUAGUUCUCUGCCUAACUACUGUACUCGUACGAACUACAACUCGCUAUUUCAAGUUCGCGCUAACCUAUAAAUGUUAUUUCCCUUUCGCUGUUUGAAACUCUACAAGUUUAAGGUUCAAAAAUGUCUAAGCAGAAGAAUAAGAGCGAUUUUAAGGCCAAGAGCAUGGCAGAAAUGUAGGAAAGGAGUACUUGUAGUGGAAAUUCUCGCCUCACCAGCUAUAAACAUUGGAACUAAAACCGGUGAUGUAGGCAAAUUCUUUUUCUUUCGUUGGCACUUAGCGAAAGCUACAACUAGUUUAUUUAUCUAUUUUAUUUUCAUUUUUUUUAACCGAUCCUCGAUCCUCGAUUCUCGAUGCCCGAUCCUCUAUCCUCCAUCCUCCAUCCUCGAUCCUGGUUUUUCAGUAAACCUCGAAGAUUGUUCUUUAUUUCUACCACUGAAGAAAUCAAUUGUUCCAAAGUAAUCAACGCUUUCAAGCAACAGAGGUCGUGGACCGACCCGUUUCGGGAAAGCUCGUGCUAUGGGAUUUUUAUUCUAUGGACAUGGAGUGCUGCAAAAAGAGUGCGUGACAGUCAAGUACAAAGUUACCCGUAUAAACACAUCUGUGACAACAUGCGUAACAUCAGACUCGAAGUUGAAGUUCCUUCCACUAGUACUCGAACGUUAAAUCACCGUAGAGUUCCAGUAAUUGCGACAAUAUUCUGAGAAUCGUAGCGCCUGAAUACAUCCCCAAAAUGCUGUAUGCUGCUAUCAAUUAUUGAAUGAGGUUGUGUAGGAUAUGAAGAAUUUUGCAGAUCGAGGAGGGUGUUUUUCGGGCCGAGGUGGAUAACACCCUCCGAGAUCUACAGAAUUCUUCAUAUCCAACGAAAGCCGAAUUCAAUAAUUGCUUUAUUAUUCAUUCAAAACAAUUUGCAAGUGUAAAAACAAGCUAAAACAUGCUUACCUCGGUCGAUGUUAAGUCCAUAUCAGCAGUGCAUCUUUAUCGGGAAAUUUAGGAGAUAAAGGUGUGUUCAGGUCUGCAAAUAUUCUCCAGAUAGCCGAUGUCGUCAGUCGAGUUGUCUUCUUGCUGUUCUUGCCUUUUUUAAGACAAUAUUUCGCCGUGAAAUGAGUAAAAUUUUUCUUCCCACUCUUCCGCCGUUUUGUUCUCACUGAAAAAACAACUCAACCUCGUCCCCAGGUUUUCUCGGUUAACAGUUCAAUAACCUGCAGCUUUGGUUGUACUUUUGACGUCAUCGGUUCAAUAUGACAAAAUUCUUCCAAAUUUGGUCAACCGAAGCUCGUUAUGAUGAAUUAUGCGUGUAAUCUUAGCCAAUCAGAAAAGGAGAAAUAUUUUGAAUGAAUAAUAAUUACUUUUUAAUACAAGUGCAUAAUUACACGAAAAUCAAGGGCCUCGAUUCGGGUGAAAUUACGUCAUUGCCAAACAGCGAAAUCGUGUUCAACUUUCAUACGUUAUUUCAGUCAUCGCCGAAAAUAAAUUGGAUGCUCAUUUGCAUGCAAUGAAAGCAGUUUUCAUCCCGACGGUCUCCGCUAGGACCGCCUGGGAGAAUGCCCCCCUUUUUGCGACGGGAUACACGAAAAAAAAAAAAAGGGGGGGGGGCAUUUUUAGGGUCUCGCUCUGCUAAAGCAAGCUCCACUAACUUUUUACUUAAGACAAUUUGCCCUUCUGUUUCUCUAUUUCAGAUACUGGGUUUUUCUUGAUGGGCGCAACGAAGAUUCUAGUGUCCCUGAAAAUGUUGGUCGCCUGUCGCAGAAUAUGUACAUAAGGCCGUACUUCUUGGCUUACUUCUCUCCAGGGUCCCGCAAUGAAAUUAUAAUUCUUGUAUGUUGCCCAUAUCAUCUCAGAAAGGAUUUUUUAAAGGAGCUUAAGGAUGAUCCGGACAUAACAAGCAAGCCAAGCGAAGUGAGCUCAAGUGAACCUAUGAGACCAUGGCUAGACAAAGCAUUUAUCUUUGUCACAGGAGGGGUAUGUCCACAUGACCCAAAAGACCAAGGUGCCCUCUUUCUCGUGUAAGUGUAAAAACUUCCAAGUACAAAACUAAGGAAGGAGAGGAUAGCGAAGUCCAGUUCGCUCACCAUCUUGCCGCUUUGUUUUGUAUCCUGAUUUCUCGUGUUUCGCGCGGAUUUCAAUCUUUACGUUAAGCAAAAAAGUUGAAAUCCUUUCUUUCGUCUUCCGUUUUUAUAGGAUUAUUUAAAUAGCUAUGAGUUAUUCAGUAUCCGAGGCUAGAUAAUGUUAUUCAUACUUCCGGAUUUUCUAAAAGCUUCCCCCCCCGCAGUUUCUAGCAAAUAUUUCCCCCCCCGCCAUUUUGGACAAAAAAAGUUCCCGUGGCGUCACCCGAGUGUCUCUACUCCAUUGGAUGUUGGACAACGACCAAUCAAAAUUGGCUUACUAUUCACACCCCAUUGUAUGAUUAAACAUGUUUUAAAAUGACUUAAUGCGAAUACUAUGGAAUUACUCAACCACAAAUACAAGAAAGGCGUUUUAGCACGUGUCAAAAGUUGAUUUCAGCUGUUUGCUCUGGCCAGAAAGUUCAGUUGUUGGAUAUAUAACGAGUGUAUCUAAAUUCUUUUUUAAUUAAGGGUUGACUGCCAUUCGCCAGUGAUAAAGAAUUUGAGGGUCCGUGUGGUUGAGGAAGAUCCUAUAGCAAAUGUUGAAUUCCGUAGCAUUGAGAGCCCCACAGAGGAAUGCUUACUGGGUAAAUUGUACUUAACAAUUCCCCGUCUUCGCCUUGAACGUCCGGUAAGACAUACAUUUUUAUUUUAAGCUAUGACCAUUCAAUACGUACUGUCUGAAACACAUCGGAAAAUAAAUCAACAGGAUUAUUAAUAUUUAACUCCUUAGAGUAGAGUUGUUUUUUUGGGAGUUAUUUUAACUCCAAAAGGAAUUGAAUUGUGUUUCAGUGGAGUAAAUUUAAUUUUACUACGUUUUGGAAGCAGAAACUGAAAGUAACGGCUGGUAGAAGUGAUCAUGACAUGGUACUCUUCGAUCCUCUGGUUCACCCUGCACUUAUGUCCAGAAAUGCACGCAAUGGCGAAAAUGGCGAAACUGGCGAAAAAUCGCCAGCCGCUGGCGAUUUGAAUUGGAUGCCAAAAGUGGCCCCUUGGAGGCUGGCGAUUUUGGCAAAAAUGGCGAUUUUGGCGAAAUUGGCGAUUUUGGCAAAAAUUGCCAUGCAUGCAAUGGCGAAAAUGGCGAAAAAUCACCAGCCUCUGGCAAUUUGAAUUGGAUGCCAAAAGUGGCCCCUUGGAGGCUGGCGAUUUUGGCGAAAAUGGCGAUUUUGGCGAAAUUGGCAAUUUUGGCAAAAAUCGCCAUGCAUGCAAUGGCGAAAAUGGUGAAACUGGCGAAAAAUCACCAGCCUCUGGCGAUUUGAAUUGGAUGCCAAAAGUGGCCCCUUGGAGGCUGGCGAUUUUGGCGAAAAUGGCGAUUUUGGCGAAAUUGGCAAUUUUGGCAAAAAUCGCCAUGCAUGCAAUGGCGAAAAUGGUGAAACUGGCGAAAAAUCACCAGCCUCUGGCGAUUUGAAUUGGAUGCCAAAAGUGGCCCCUUGGAGGCUGGCGAUUUUGGCGAAAAUGGCGAUUUUGGCGAAAUUGGCAAUUUUGGCAAAAAUCGCCAGAGGGCUGGCGAUAUGUGGCAAAAUAUUCAAAUUGGAUGCCAAAAGUGGCCCCUUCAAAGUAGAUAACUAAAGAGGUCCUUAUAACUGCGAGGCAACAGUACUAAAAAAAAGUUCAAAUUACUUGCCUAAUAAGAGGCCCCAAUAACUGUGAGGCAACAUUUAUCAAAUACAACUGAAUCAAAUAUAUGACAAAACAGCUUUACCUAACUGUCAAACAACAUUAUUUUAUCAAAUACAACUGAAUCAAAUAUAUCUGAAAACAACAAAUGCAAGUCGUUUCAGUUAAGCUAAUAUGUAUUUGUGCCAUGUACUUCACAGGUUAAGUAAACAUUUCCUUACUUUCGAUGUCGCUUGACUUACCAAAAGUGAUUUGAUGCGCUGAAAUAUCACACUAGCAUCAUUUGCUUUUGUAUGGUUCAUUCCUUUCAAAGACUUACAAGUCCACUAAUUACUCGAGGAGAGAACUACCAAGUCCUUGAAAUCAUAAUAAUUCCUUGCCAUGGACACUCUAACUUUUGAGGUUCGAUGUAGACCUUAACAAUCCUCACUGGUUACAAUUCUCUUCACAUUGGUUCCAUUAAAUUGUGAGGCAGCCUUAAAUCAAAAGCGAUUGCGCAACGCAUGGUUCCUGGCUAAAAGAUGCUUUCACGAUAACCAGCUAGUGUGUGCCCUUCAUUCUUUUUUGGUUCUCCACUAUACACAUUAUCUUCUUCCGUCGUUUUAAACUCUUCACUUUCUUCUCGCACUUACUUGCUUUGCUCUUUAGAGAAACGGUCCCCUAAAAGUAACGAAAGCCGAAAUGUCCAGCAGCUUGCGUGCGCCAUUUUGAAAUGUGUGAUUUCGCUUAUUUCCACUUUAUGUAAACCUGCACGAAAUGUCACUUGUGCCCAAUACUUCACCGCAUUUAUUGAACAUAAACAUUGGAUCAAAGCAAUAACUUGUUUGUCUCUUUCAUAAAACAUAUCCCAUUCAAACUAAUUCUGUAUCUUUUCAUCACCUAGAUAUAUAAAAAGAGAGUGUACAUGUUUGUCUCGUUCUUCAAAAAAAUGUGUCCCAUUAUUGCUUUUAUGAGGUGGGGCCAGAAAUUUAGAAAAUGUAUUGUUUUUUUUGCGCUGAGACCACCAAACCAAUUCUCAGUACAAUAUGUUUCCAUUAAAUUGCUAAUGCUAAUGCUCGUCGAAACACGUCACCCGGCCUUUUUACCUUCUAUUUUAACAAUUGCCUGAGAGUCCCUGUGAACGACAUUAAUCGUUUUGCUUACAUAGAGGAGCUAUAAACAUAGAGUGACCACCAAAGUCGGCUGGGAAUGACACUAAUCGUUUCUACUUACAUAGAGUAGUUAUCCAAAAUCGACUAUUUCAACAUGGUCGCCGCGUCUGUAUAACAACUACUAAACCUUAUACGUUCAUGUUCUGUGAAACUGCAAUGAACCAGCUCGUUUAUAUAUACUUGUACGAUUGAACGCCAUUAUAACAAACAGGAUGGAUAUACAAGGCAAUACGGACCAUCUAAUUAUCUGAAUGCGUAGCCAAGAACCAACCUGGAUUCCUCAUAACAUAUAAUGUUGAACUGUCGCUAUUCAAACAAUGCCUACAAGCCUGGAAAAUUAAGGAUACCUAUCUUGGAUUUUUUGGUAAGAAAGUUGCCAUGAACAUUACGAAGAUUACCAUUUACUGAUAAUUGAAUACAACUCGUUGGCCAUUCGAUUUGAAUCGAGCAAGAAAUUAGUUAUAAGUGGUAAUUCCCCACCGAACACUCUUGUGUGGGACGAAUUUCAAAUCACAAGAGGUUAUCAAUUAAAGGUAAAAGCAUUAAAAACAGAUUAAUGACACUUAGUGUCAUUAUUAGUAUACAAUUAUACUAUUGGAAACAUUUUUAUAUUAAUAUGUGGUUAACUAUUUGGCAAUUAAUAGCCAUUUCAAAAGGGACCCUUUGCUAUGUCAUUUCAAUUUGUCUUGACAAAUUAGGUAUUUCAUCGAGUAAUUGCCAUUUCUGCCAAAACACGUUUUAACAACGAGGCCAACAUGCACUCUAUAUUUUUUUUUUAUUUGUGGUUGAUGAAAAGAUACAGAAUUAGUGCACGCCAUUUUCGCCAAAAUCCUCACUUUCCAAAGGGCCCCUUUGCCAUCUCAUUUGAAUUUUUGUUUACAGUUUGGCGAUUUUGGCGAUUAAGCGCCAUUUCUGCCAUUUUCGCCAAAUACGCCAUUUUCGCCGAAAUCGCCACUUUCCAAAGGGCCCCUUUGCCAUCUCAUUUGAAUUUUUGUUUACAGUUUGGCGAUUUUGGCGAUUAAGCGCCAAUUCUGCCAUUUUCGCCAAAUACGCCAUUUUCGCCGAAAUCGCCACUUUCCAAAGGGCCCCUUUGCCAUCUCAUUUGAAUUUUUGUUUACAGUUUGGCGAUUUUGGCGAUUAAUUGCCAUUUCUGCCAUUUUCGCCAAAUACGCCAUUUUCGCCGAAAUCGCCACUUUGCAAAGGGCCCCUUUGCCAUCUCAUUUGAAUUUUUGUUGACAGUUUGGCGAUUUGGUGAUUAAUUGCCAUUUCUGCCAUUUUCGCCAAAUACGCCAUUUUCGCUGAAAUCGCCACUUUGCAAAGGGCCCCUUUGCCAUCUCAUUUGAAUUUUUGUUUAUAGUUUGGCGAUUUUGGCGAUUAAUUGCCAUUUCUGCCAUUUUCGCCAAAUACGCCAUUUUCGCCGAAAUCGCCACUUUCCAAAGGGCCCCUUUGCCAUCUCAUUUGAAUUUUUGUUUACAGUUUGGCGAUUUUGGCGAUUAAGCGCCAUUUCUGCCAUUUUCGCCAAAUACGCCAUUUUCGCCGAAAUCGCCACUUUCCAAAGGGCCCCUUUGCCAUCUCAUUUGAAUUUUUGUUUAUAGUUUGGCGAUUUUGGCGAUUAAUUGCCAUUUCUGCCAUUUUCGCCAAAUACGCCAUUUUCGCCGAAAUCGCCACUUUCCAAAGGACCCCUUUGCCAUCUCAUUUGAAUUUCUGUUUACAGUUUGGCGAUUUUGGCGAUUAAGCGCCAUUUCUGCCAUUUUCGCCAAAUACGCCAUUUUCGCCGAAAUCGCCACUUUCCAAAGGGCCCCUUUGCCAUCUCAUUUGAAUUUUUGUUUAUAGUUUGGCGAUUUUGGCGAUUAAUUGCCAUUUCUGCCAUUUUCGCCAAAUACGCCAUUUUCGCCGAAAUCGCCACUUUCCAAAGGGCCCCUUUGCCAUCUCAUUUGAAUUUUUGUUUAUAGUUUGGCGAUUUUGGCGAUUAAUUGCCAUUUCUGCCAUUUUCGCCAAAUACGCCAUUUUCGCCGAAAUCGCCACUUUCCAAAGGACCCCUUUGCCACCUCAUUUGAAUUUCUGUUUACAGUUUGGCGAUUUUGGCGAUUAAGCGCCAUUUCUGCCAUUUUCGCCAAAUACGCUAUUUUCGCCGAAAUCGCCACUUUCCAAAGGGCCCCUUUGCCAUCUCAUUUGAAUUUUUGUUUAUAGUUUGGCGAUUUUGGCGAUUAAUUGCCAUUUCUGCCAUUUUCGCCAAUGCGUGCAUUUCUGGACAUAUCUCUCACCCUGAAAGGAAAAGGUUGCAGAAGCGGAAAGUACAUUUAUGCACUGAAGCACACAUACCACGUUCGCGGUAUGGCCAGUACCUUGCGCAUGCGCACAACCAUAUCACCCGGGCAGUGGCAGCCAUGAACAGCUGUUUUGCCUUUUUUGGGGUUCAUCAGGCUGCCACUGCCUGGGUGAUAAGGUUCUGAGCAUGCGUAAGGUAAUGGCCAUACCGCUGGUACGUGUGCUUCAGUGCGUAAAUUGGUCGUUAUAAUCUUCCCUGUUUUAUAUCCUCCCACCGCCGCCUUUGUCGGAAGAAAAAGAAGCUAUACAACAGAGCCAAAAAGUCUAAGAACCCUGAAGACUGUUCUAACUUUAGAGACACCAGAAAAGCUCUGCACAAAGCCUUAUCAAAAUCUCGGGACCAAUAUACAACUGAGUUUCUCGAAGGUGCCUGUAAAACCAGUCCUAAAGCCUUCUGGUCCCACUUUGAUAAAGCGAGAAACAACGAGGCUGGGGUAGCAGACCUGAAGUAGAUGUCAUUAACCCUGUCUAUUAUUCACAAAAUAGAAUAGAGUUUUUUCUACUUGAGCUGCAAUAAGAAACAAAGACGACCAGGGCUAGUGGUCGCUACCCCGUAUUUGAGCGACGCGCGUCAACCGGAAGUGGACUUUUUUCAUUCUUGAGCGGUAUUUUUGUCCAAAUAUUUGGACAGUCUCUAUAAUAAGAAGAAGGCUACGAAAUACAAAUUUGGUAUCGUCAAUAUAUUUCAAAAUGAAAAAGACCUCACUUCCGGUUGACGUGCGUCUCUCAAAAACGCCUUUACUUAAUGUGACUCGACCCAGUUUUUUUGGAGGGGUACCAUCCUACUUUGAAACUCUUUGGUAUUCCCACCUUUACUUUUAUCGUAAGUCUAACACAUAGAAUGGAUAACAUAUAGAUCAAUCUACAAUAUAACAUAAAAUUUUUGGCGAUCGGAGUAAAUAUCACGUGGUUAUAAUGCCACGCCCCUUUGAGGUCUGAGUCGAAAAUCUGCUUUUACACAUAGUGCGCAUUAGUGCCUUGCGCUGAACAGAGUUUCACCAAAAUCGCAAAGACCCAAUGCGAGAAAUUCAGCGGUUUCCAAAUUUAGGUCAUAAUUCAUGCGAAAAUGAUAAGCAAACUUUACACGAUUAUAUCUAAUAAACUAUGAGAUUCAUCCCUUUAUUUUGGGCAUCGUUAUAACAGAUGGGUCCUUGUAAGAUGUAAGAUUUUUAGCGUUUUGGCUGAGUUUGUGCUUUGGGAGUUGUCUAUUGUUUCUAGUCUGUCAUUAUACAGCAUUCUUGUUCAGCACGUGUGCAAUGACCACGCUUGGCUGACUUCCGAAUGCUCACCGAGAUAUGAUAAUUAAUUUAGUAUGAGAAAAUAGAAGGGAUUCCCGUCACGAGUUGGUUUAAUUAUUGGCUUUCAUUAAACCUAUGAAAAAUGAUAUUUUUUUAAUAGUAAGUAGAUUUAGUGUGUAGCACUUCUUGAUUUUUUGCAAAGGCACAAGAAGCACGAGAAUUGAUUAAAAAUUGUGAGUUAAACCUCUGUAUCACGCUAUGGCCUGUCUCACUGUACCAAAAUUAUCAUAUCUCGGUGAGCAUUCGGAAGUCAACCAAACGCGGUCAUUGCACGCGUGCUGAACAAGAAUGCUGUAUAAUGACAGGCUAGAAACAAUAGACAACUCCCAAAGCACAAACUCAGCCAAAACGCUAAAAAUCUUCAAUGUUUACUCAAGUUUGGGCUUAUAGAAGAUAAUGUCACAGUUUUUCAAUGACCAUGAAAUUCAGAGUCCGGGUAGUUAGUUAAUCAAUUGUGGCGCUGAAAAAAUUUGAAGGAAAAAAAACUGCGAAUUUUUAAGAAAAUGCUUUUUUCGUGAGAAGGACUCUUAAACGCUGACAAACGUCAACAAAUAGCGAAAACUAUAAUUUCUAUAUGUUUGCUUUGCUCGAAAUCGCGCGCAUUUACAAGGCCCUAAAGCGUUUUGCUGACUUACAAGGGCCCAUCUGUUAUAACGAUGCCCAAAAUAAAGGGAUGAAUCUCAUAGUUUAUUAGAUAUAAUCGUGUAAGGUUUGCUUAUCAUUUUCGCAUUAAUUAUGACCUAAAUUUGGAAACCGCUGAAUUUCUCGAAUUGGGUCUUUGCGAUUUUGGUUAAACUCUGAUCAGCGCAUGGCACUAAUGCGCACUAUGUGUAACCGAGAGAUUUUCACGAAAAAAAUGCCGGCAACAGCAGAUUUUCGACUCAGACCUCAAAGGGGCGUGGCAUUAUAACCCCGUGACAUUUACUCCGAUCGCCAAAAAUUUUAUGUUUUAUUGUAGAUUGAUCUAUAUGUUAUCCAUUCUAUGUGUUAGACUUACGAUAAAAGUAAAGGUGGGGAUACCAGAGAGCUUCAAAGUAGGAUGGUACUCCCCCCAAAAAGCUGGGUCGAGUCACCUUAAGUUCCCUAGUGUGUAUGGCCGCCGAAACAUGCGCUCUCUGUUAGAGAGCCGUGCAAAACAUUACAACUAACUCCUUUAAAAGGAAGUUUAAAGCGAAACAAACUAGGAUAGAAGUUGAAAAGUUUUAAGACUGGGUAAAAGUGAAGAUGAUGAAGGUCCCUGAGGGUAUAUUUAAUUGCCUAACCUUCUAACAGAUUUUACACUGAAUAUUGCAUAAAGGAUAUUUUUAAUUAUUAAAAACUGAAUCAUUAGAUAAUGCAAUUCUAGAGCUGUGAUUGGCUUAGUCGUCGUUUUAUAUGAGCCUUUAUACCAUGCUCUCUAAAUCAGGUAACUGUACACGUCUGCUCAAAAUUAAAAACAAGCUGAAAAUCGGUUGUUUUUUUUACGAAUAAAGUCGGGGAGAAUUCUAGGUAUUUUGUGGAUGUUUUAAAUAAAACAAUUAUUUAACUCGCGCUUGUUCGAUAUGAGAUGAUUAUUGCCAACUUGGCGCUACACGCCUCGUUGGCAAUUUACCAUUUCAUAUGCAACGCGCACUCUUGGAAUAAUUGUUAAAUAUCCUUUGUGCUUGGUCUAAAACAGUCAUUUACUAAGUUAUUUUUUAGCUCUUCUUAGCAUGCCAACGGAAGCGAAAAAGAGAGUCGCUUUAAACCAAUUUGUUUGAAAACUUAACACUCCAUAUGGAAGGAUGCAUAUUUUAAUUAUUGGACCCAUUUAGCUUUCAGUUUAAGUUAAUAAAUUGGUAAACAACAAGAUUAGCAAAGAUACAUCUUUCCAGCAAUGCUUUGUUUUGGAUAUUCUGACCAAUUCUAACAGAGUUACACUUAAGACAAAAGGUAACAUUUUGGAGAAAAAUCCACUGCCAAUUUCGCUUUGUACCUACUACACUCUUUGAAGAUUAAAUUUGUCCCUUUCCAUUCAUCUGAGGGAGUAAAAAUUAGAAUAAGAGUUAAAACUCAGGAGUUAAAAUAACCUUCUAAAGAGCAGUUAUCCUGUGCCUAAAAUUUUUACUCACCACUUUGAGAGUUAAAUUAGCUCCAAAAAGAGUAAAAACAACUCAAGUAAGGAGUAAAAAUAACCUUUUUUGUCUAUUUUAACUCCAGACUGAGAGUUAAAAGAACUCUUUUUUAGCAGUAAAAACAACGCAGGUUUGGAAUCAAAUUAGGAGUCAAAGUAACUCCAAUAAAGGAGUUAUCCUGUAGAAAAACCGUCAGGGAUGCGUGACACUUGUACUUUCAAUAGCCGAUGAAAACCGUAUCAUGUUGAAUUUUAACCUUUUUCUAAAGUGUCUCUUCAGUAAAACGGUAAAUAAAAAUAUCAUCGUCAUCAGUGUCAUGAUCAUUUGGAUCAAAUGUAGCCUGAGUAUCAGGCGUUUCUGGGGGAAAAGGGGAAAGAUGGAAGCGAAAAAGGGAGACAGCUGAAGGAGAGAAACGCCUGACACAGAUGCUUUUACUGGAACCUUCCACCCCCACACAGCAUGAUUCGAUACCAUCCAAUCAAAAUCACAUCCGGUCAUUGAGUUGUCAGCUUCACGUGUCAAAAAGCUCGCCUAAAAUAAAUCUCACCAUACGGUCUGGCCGAGCUCUGGUGUCUGUGUUGCUACGAUUUCGCUUUUUCUGAAACCUCCAAUGAGGAGUUUUCGAAUACUUGUAAUGGAAAACCUGCCGUUUUUGAACAUGUUUUGUAACAUGUUUUAGGAAUUGUGCUAAUGUAAGAUCGUCAACGCUCUGUUUGUAAAUAAACGUGUGGCCGGAAAACUGUAAACUGCUUUUGUUUACAGAGUUACAACAGCGGCGCUCAUUAAUAAGCAGGUUCCUGAGAAUCUGGCAGCUAAUGAGCUGCUGUAGAUCAGGCCGAAAAUCGUCCGAGAGAAAAUCUAAAGUCAAGCUAAAGCCUUGGUGCUGUCGGCUAUUCUCAAUACAUGGCUACCUCGCUCUAAUUUUAUUUACAGUAACAAUACCCUUUUAGCGGCAGGAUGUUGUAAAUCAAAACUUAGAUAUCUGAAGCACUGAUAUCGUCUUCUUUGUCCUGGUCUUGUGAAACCAAUACUCGGACAUAGUUUCGGCAGAAGCUGGUAUAUGAGGCUUUUCCAUACUCCGAGAACAUCUUUCCUUUUAACUAGGAGGCUUUGAAAACACUAUUCUUGCUCGGGUUUUAUUUUUAUUCGCGGAAAGAACUUGAGAGCGCCCUCUAGAGUCUCUUUGAAUUCCUCUUUGCGUCUCUAUCCAUAAAAUUACCACAUGAAAUCAAAACACUCUGCUCGUGUUUACUUGCGGUCGGUGACGUCAGGGCGUAUUGUGUGUUAUCCAAUCACUGCCACAUCCAGAAUCUGGAUGUGUCACACGAUUUGCUGAAUGGUUUUGUGUCAGGCCUUCCUUUCUCUUCUCCCCCUUCCCCCCUCCCCCAUCAAAAAUCUCCUCUCCCCCAUCCCCUUAGGAAGGCCUGAUACUCAGGCUAGAUCAAAUGCAAUAGAAAAACCCUUCACUUGUCUAUCCAUGACAGUCGGGAAGACCUCUGCUCUAAUACUGAUUGUUUUGUCUCUGUAGGCUGCAGACGAGCCCAGACAGCCUGGUAAGUUUUUCUAAGUUGCUUCUCUUUCUGGCGCAAAAACGAAAAUAUUAUCAAUGCUGGAUACUGGGUACUUUAUGAAAAUUGCGAAAAAAAAAAUCAUUCCCAAUAAGAAAAACCAAUCUGUCCUUAUUGCAAAUAUUAGUUACGCAAAACGCAAACUGAAUCGCCAAUCCCCAAAAAUAAACUCCCGCCAAAAUUCCGUGCCACACGGUAUUCAGAUGCGCCUGUUUUAAACGUUACUUAUAUUCUUUUGUAGCUGCUAAGAAAGCACGGAAGAUGACAGAAGGUACGUUGCAUUAAAAAACAUUAUUAUAUGUAUUAUAGGUCUUUAGGUAGGUUUUUCUUCACCCGAUAGAAGUUGAAAGAGGUUACCAUGCACAUUUUAAGACCAGGUUGGAAAAUUCCGAUGUGACAGCGGCUUUCAAAGUAUUAUACCAAACAAAGUCUUUGCAACCAUUAAUCAACCAUACAACUACUAUUUCGAACGUCAGCCACGUUGGCUAGAAUACCUUUCAUAAGCUGUCAAGUUUUUCGAGACUGUGAAGAGUAUUUUGGGUGAUCGAGAGAAUGUAGAAAUGUAGGAAGAGAGUAAUAUGUGUAAGGUUACUGGAAAUUCCAAAAUACACUUUUUACACUUUUUUUAAAAGGAGACUUUAGACCUGGCCCUGUGGAUGACUAUGAUUUGCAAGGAUUGUCUUUAAAGCUCGGCAACUCUUGGCAAGCUCUUGCUUGGCGCCUUGGAUUCGAAAAAGCCGACAUAGACGGAUUUAAUACCAGCAAAGAAACGUACACAGAAAAGCAAUUAGCCAUGUUGCAAAAGUGGAAACAAAGACUUGGUUCGGAUGCAACUUACGAGGUCUUGGGGGACGCCUUGUGUCACGAAUUUGUUGGGCGUAAAGAUUUGGCAGAAAUGUUUUGUUUAAUUCAUUCAGUGUGAGCAUAUAACCGAGUGCUCAGCUUGGUUUAACAGAUGUGAUGUUUGUUUUAAAGAUACAUACGACUCAGGAAACCACUCUCCGUGCUAAAUCAUAACUACUUCACUUAUGUAGCGAAAGUCUAAACCCUUGCACUGAAAUAUAGUUAGUGGUUAAUCUGCUAAGAUACGGUCUUCUCGUAGUAACUGCGUAUUUGUACAUAUUCGUACAUUUAUCAGAAACUUAAAUUUAUCGAGUAUAUAAAAUCUCUUAGAGGAUUUAAAUCUCUAGAUAGGUGCCGUGGAAGCGUCUUGUUGUAAUAUACAAGAGUUUUUUAUCAAUUUUAUAUAAAAAAAAUAAAUAGGAAAAAAUAAUCUAGAACAGUACGGAUCGAAGUUCAAACUUGCGCAAAAGUAGUCAGGACGUACCUGGCAGUGAUUGGCUAAAAGUUACAAAUUAAUCUGAAAUCGUGCGCGUGGACAAAAUAUUCUACGGGGCUGUUUUCUUGGAGGGAGGAAGAUCCAAGCGCCACGAAGAUCCUAGAAGGCGUAACUUCCUAGCACCAUUUAUGUUUUCUGUAAAUUAUUCAGUUUACAUGCAAAGGGUUGUACUUGUCCCUAGCGCUAGAAUCAGCUAGAAUCUUCCUAGCUGAGAGGUAGAAAGAUCAUAGUAGUAAGAAGAUCUUAGCAUCAUUUAAACUGCCUUCGCUAGGAAAAUCUUAGUGCUAGGGACAAACCAGACAGAAAGUGGCGGCUAGUCGUUCACUGGGUAAUCACGGCAGUAAGGGCUGACCAAUUCGUUUGGCGCUACCAGGAGCUGAUAAUUGUGAUAAUUCUGCUAAAAAGUAGUUUUUAACGCCAGUUAAGAGAGCAGAAGGGUCCAAAUUAUAAAUUUGUUAUUGUCGCUCACCAUCUUCAAUUCCUUCUCUACUUGGUAACCAUACGGACCAAAAUUUCUGCAUAUAAACCCAACGCCUUCUAGGAUCUUCCUCCCUCCGUGUAAUUAGCCCCUAAGGUAAAGUGGUCGGGUAAAAAUGUCAGUUCCACACUUUGGGCUCAUUAUCCUGUCUCGUUGCAGGGUAACCCGG